CCCGUGAGUGAGCAACGGCGCUGCUGGCCAUGGCGAGCAGCGGGACCUCGACCAACGGCAGCGCGGCCGGGCGGCCGCUGCACUCGGCGCAGGCGGUGGAUGUGGCCUCGGUCUCCAAUUUCCGGGCCUUCGAGAUGCUGCACAUACACCUGGACCUGCGGGUCGAGUUCGGACCGCCGGGGCCGGGCCCCGGGAGCCGGGGACUGAGCGGCACCGCGGUCCUGGAUCUGCGCUGCCUGGUGCCCGAGGACGCCGCCGAGCUGCGGCUCGACUCGCACCCGUGUCUGGAGGUGACCGCGGUGGCGCUGCGGCGGGAGCAGCCUGGCGAGGAGCCUCCCGCGGAGCCCGUGUCGUUCCAUACUCGGCCCUUCUCGCACUACGGUCAGGCCCUGUGCGUGGUGUUCCCGCACCCCUGCCGCGCCGGCGAGCGCUUCCAGCUGCUUCUCACCUACCGCGUCGGGGAGGGACCCGGGGUUUGCUGGUUGGCUCCGGAGCAGACAGCAGGAAAGAAGAAGCCUUUCGUGUACACCCAAGGUCAGGCUGUCCUAAACCGGGCCUUCUUCCCUUGCUUUGACACCCCUGCAGUGAAGUGCAAAUAUUCAGCUCUUGUUGAGGUCCCGGAUGGCUUCACAGCUGUGAUGAGUGCUAGCACCUGGGAAAAGAGAAGUCCAAAUAAGUUCUUCUUCCAGAUGUGUCAGCCCAUCCCCUCCUACCUGAUAGCUUUGGCUGUUGGAGAUCUGGUUUCGGCUGAAGUUGGACCCAGGAGCCGCGUGUGGGCAGAGCCCUGUCUGAUUGACAGAGCCAAAGAGGAGUACAACGGGGUGGUAGAAGAAUUUUUGACAACAGGAGAGAAACUUUUCGGACCCUACGUUUGGGGCAGGUACGACUUGCUCUUCAUGCCACCAUCCUUUCCAUUUGGAGGAAUGGAGAACCCUUGUCUGACCUUUGUCACCCCCUGCCUGCUAGCAGGGGACCGCUCCUUGGUUGAUGUCAUCAUCCAUGAGAUCUCCCACAGUUGGUUUGGAAACCUGGUCACCAAUGCCAAUUGGGGUGAAUUCUGGCUCAAUGAAGGUUUCACCAUGUAUGCCCAGAGGAGGAUCUCCACCAUCCUCUUUGGGGCUGCAUACACCUGCUUGGAGGCCGCAACUGGGCGGGCUCUGCUGCGCCAGCACAUGGACAUCACUGGAGAGGAGCACCCACUCAACAAGCUCCGCGUGAAGAUUGAACCAGGUGUUGACCCAGAUGACACAUACAAUGAGACCCCCUAUGAGAAAGGUUUCUGCUUUGUCUCAUACCUGGCCCACUUAGUGGGUGAUCAAGACCAGUUUGACAAUUUUCUCAAGGCCUAUGUUGAUGAAUUCAAAUUCCAAAGUAUCAUGGCUGAAGACUUUCUGGAGUUCUAUUUGGAGUAUUUCCCUGAGCUAAAGAAAAAUAAAGUGGAUUCCAUUCCAGGUUUUGAGUUUGACAGAUGGCUGAAUACCCCUGGUUGGCCUCCCUACCUUCCUGAUCUCUCCCCUGGGGACUCACUCAUGAAACCAGCUGAAGAGCUGGCUCAGCUGUGGGCAGCUGAGGAGCUGGACAUGAAAAGCAUUGAAGCUGUGGCCAUUUCUCCCUGGAAGACCUACCAACUGGUCUACUUUCUGGAUAAGGUCCUCCAGAAAUCACCUCUCCCUCCUGGAAAUGUAAAAAAACUGGGCGAGACAUACCCCAAAAUCUCAAAUGCCCAGAAUGCAGAGCUGCGGCUACGAUGGGGCCAAAUCGUCCUGAAGAACAAUUACCAAGAGGACUUCUGGAAAGUGAAGGGGUUCCUGCAAAGCCAGGGGAAACAGAAGUACACUCUUCCGCUGUACCAUGCCAUGAUGAGAGGCAGCGAGGUGGCCCAGACCCUCGCCAAAGAGACCUUUGCCUCCACUGCUUCCCAGCUCCACAGCAAUGUUGUCAACUAUGUGCGGCAGAUCGUGGAGCCCAAGGGCAGUUAGGGGCUCCUUUGUGUGGCCUUUGCCUCUUCAGACUUUGCAGGCUUUCAGAAUAAUCGUUCCCAAAUUCUAGUUUUUCAGCCAACUUCCUAAAGUAUCUCCUCAGGAUAAUCUGUUCUGUGGGCUUGGCAUCUCUGACUCUUGGGCCUCUGCUCUGGUGGGAACUUCUCUGGCCCAUGGAGUCCUGAGACCAGAGAGAACUUGCCCACAGCUCUCUUCCGUCCUGGCUGCUGACGCUGGAGGGACAGCUACCUUUCCCUCCUCCCAACUUAAGGAGAAGAGGGCUUCCCUACCUUUCUCCCUCCCUCCCUUUGUCCCUUCCUUUCUUUCUUUCUUGUACUAUGCAAAGGGCUGGCAUUCUGGUUGUUCUGUUCUCAGGUUUAAUCCUUAUUUUAAUAAACAUUUGUAAGCAAAAAAUA
Molecule: messenger RNA, 2395 nt
Organism: Otolemur garnettii (small-eared galago)
Lineage: Eukaryota; Metazoa; Chordata; Mammalia; Primates; Galagidae
Gene: RNPEP
Product: arginyl aminopeptidase
Exons: 11
Coding region: 30-1979 (649 amino acids)
Biological process (GO): proteolysis
Molecular function (GO): metalloaminopeptidase activity; zinc ion binding
Source: RefSeq, a predicted model, not a curated record